AUGAAUGAGCCAAUCGCUGUUGUUGGCACCGCGUGUCGGUUCCCUGGAUCUGCCAGUAGUCCAUCUAAACUAUGGCAACUUCUCCGAGAACCCAAAGAUGUAGUUCGCGACAUUCCCAGGGACCGACUUAAUUUUGCCAACUUUCCAAACGAAACUAGCAAACACUUACAUCAGCGAGCAUACCUGUUAGAUGAAGAUGUUCGCUGUUUCGAUGCACCCUUCUUCAAAAUGAACCCGAAAGAGGCCGCCGGGAUGGAUCCGCAACAACGCAUACUCUUGGGAACCGUCUACGAGUCCUUUGAGGCGGCAGGCUGGCCGCUCCAUGCUGUUGAAGGCUCACAAACCGCUGUAUACGUCGGUGCUAUGACAGAUGACUACUACACGAUCCAGUCUCGGGACCCUGACACAAUGGACAGCCACGCAUCAACAGGCUUGUCAAGAGGAUUUCUAUCAAACCGCAUAUCUUACGUGUUCAACUUGCAGGGCCCAUCCAUGUCACUUGAUACUGCAUGCUCUAGCUCACUAGUUGCCUUGCACUUGGCUGUUCAGGGACUACGGAACGGCGAGGCUGCUCAAGCCGUAGUUGCUGGAGUAAAUCUGCUGCUAGACCCGCACUGGUUCAUUACACAAUCAUCGUUACACAUGCUUUCACCGGAUUGUCGGUCUCGAAUGUGGGAUAAAGACGCCAAUGGAUAUGCGCGAGGCGAAGGGUGUGCAGCUAUUGUCUUGAAACCUCUCAGCAAGGCAAUAGAAGAUGGAGAUCAUAUCGAAUGUAUCAUCCGAGGGACGGGCGUUAAUUCUGACGGCCACACAACCGGAAUUACAAUGCCCAGCCCAGAAGCACAAACAUCACUCAUUAGGAAAACGUACCAAAGUGCCGGCCUGGAUCCGUUGAGAGAUCGUUGUCAAUACUUUGAGUGUCACGGUACGGGAACGCAGACAGGGGAUCCCAUUGAAGCGCAGGCUAUUCAUGACGCAUUCUUUUCUGAGGGAAACUUCAAGAAUGGCCAGUCUUUGUACUGUGGCUCGGUUAAGACUGUAAUAGGUCACCUUGAGGGAUGUGCUGGUUUGGCUGGUUUUAUUAAAGCGUCCCUGGCAAUUCAGCACAAGUUUAUUCCACCCAAUCUUCAUUUCAACGUUUUGAACCCGACGAUCCAACCCUUCUACACCAACCUUGAGGUGCCUAUUUCACCAAUUCCGUGGCCAGAAACAGGAGACCAACCUCGGCGAGCAAGUGUUAACAGCUUCGGGUUUGGGGGAACAAACGCACAUGCUAUCAUCGAGAGCUAUGAACCGCGGCAAGCGGAUUUAUCAGAUGGCGACAACAAAUGGCCGGGGCUCAUAGGUCCGUUUGUAUUUUCAUCGCGAACCAAACGAUCGUUGUCCGCUAUGCUACAACAUAUGCUGGAGUAUAUUCGCCAAAAUUCUUCUGUGGAUUUGGAUGCUUUAAGCUACACGUUGCAGUCAAGAAGAAGCAUUUUCUCAUAUCGUAUUGCAAUACCCGCCGUUAGAGACUGUCAAGAACUUAUAAGCGCUUUGGAGAAGCUGACAGGAUUCGAUGAGAGCAGUGAGACUGGUGUUAUCACGAAAUCUUUGCACAAGGUGCCCUCAGGGAAUGUUCCUCAAUUGUUGGGUAUUUUCACCGCACAAGCAGCUCAAAUGGGCAAGGAACUUAUUGAGCAUUGCAAACCAUUUCGCGACUCAAUCCAGAGAUGUGAAGACGCCCUGUCUACUCUUCCUGACCCGCCUUCCUGGUCACUCCAACAGGAGUUACUGGCAGAUGAAGCCUCAUCACGCCUUUCAGAAGCUGAAAUAUCCCAACCUUUAUGUACUGCAAUUCAGAUUGCCCAGGUCGAUCUGCUAAGCUCUCUUGGAGCCAAGUUCUCCACCGUACUUGGCCACUCUUCAGGGGAAAUUGCAGCCGCAUACGCAGCAGGUCUCUUAGGUCUCAGAGACGCCAUGGGCAUUGCGUAUUAUAGGGGAUACGUUGCGAAGCUCGCUACGGGCCCUGAUGGAGAAGUUGGGGCCAUGUUGGCCGCUAGUAUGUCUUACUCCGAUGCCGUCAAGCUCUGUGAUGAAGCUUGGUAUGACGGCAGAGUCGGUGUGGCAGCUAGUAAUGCCCCGUGCAGCGUGACUUUCUCAGGAAAUCUUGACGCUAUUGAAGAAAUUGAAGAGUAUUUGAAAGAGUCUCAAAUCCAAUUCAAACGGCUUCGAGUUGAUACAGCCUAUCAUUCGCAGCAUAUGACUCCCUGUGCCGGGCCCUACCUCUCACACCUCAAAAAGUUAAACAUCAAAAUUCGAACGGGGGAGGCACAAGGUGGCUCUAGAUGGAUAUCCUCUGUGCAUCCAGAAUUCGAAAUUCUCCCAGAAAAUGCCCAUGAGCAUGGGCUUGACGGUCAAUACUGGGUCAGCAACAUGGUGCAGACAGUCUUGUUUUCUAGAGCCGUUGAGGUUGCAAUACAAAGUGACCCAAGUCAUUUCACCAUGGCUGUCGAACUUGGGCCACAUCCAGCUUUGAAAGGGCCGGUUUCGCAAAUUCUGAAGCCCAUGUCAUCAACAGCUUUACCAUAUGCAAGUUGCUUGCGGCGAAAUCAAUCCGACAUAGAAACCUUAUCGGAGACGCUCGGCAUGCUCUGGAUGCGUUCCAAUCCCAAAUCCGUCGACUUUGCUAGCUGGAGAAAGGCAUUCGGUUUGCAAACUUGCCCAGGCAUAGUGAAAGGCCUGCCAUCCUACUGCUGGGAUCACGACCAGAUUCACUGGCGGGAGUCUCGUGUUUCGCGAGACUAUCGCUUGGGCCAUGUUGGUCAAGAGUGGCAUAGUCUCUUGGGACACCUGCGUGAUAACUUCCCCUGUGAGAAGACAUGGCGAAGAAUACUCCGUCUCGACGAGAUGCCUUGGCUGAAGCAGCAUACGUUCCAGGGUCAGGUUCUAUUUCCCGCAGCUGCUUACGUUACCGCGGCUAUAGAAGCCACAAAAAUAUUUGUUGGUGAUCGGCAAGUAAGAUUGGUGGAGGUUCAGAACAUGAAUAUUCUCAAACCACUCGUCGUCGAUGAAUAUGAUGGCGCUGAGCUACUUUUCACAAUUCGUAGCAAAGCUGCUCCUGAUACUAUAUCGAAUAACUCGGUGAUCAAGGCUGAGUUUAUUUGUCAUGGUAGUUCUGACAAUCGUGUUUUGGAAACAACAUGUGAAGCAGGUCUUCUUAUCCAUAUGGGUGAGAGGGAAGCUUCGGACCUGCCGCCAAACUUCAUAUCCAAAUCAGAGCUCACUCCUCUGGGCGUAGAUAGGUUCUACCGCGCCGUUGCUGGCCUGGGAAUUGUCUAUGAAGGGUCAUUUAAGAAACUGACGUCUCUCAAGAGAUCGUGGGGCUUGGCUAGGGCAACGGCCUCCUGGGAAGUCGUGGAUCUUGAAGAUGAAUACAUGCUGCAUCCUGCUGUACUGGAUACCGGGUUUCAGGCUGGCCUUGCAACAUUUAUUUCCACAGCAGAGAAAUCUAUGGGCAGCACAUACCUCCCAGUUAGUAUUCGACGGGCCGUUGUUGACCUCAGCCUCACCACUCAAAAUACCCCGACCGCUACUAGUGUGGACAUCGAGGCCACAAUGGGGAAUCACGACAGGAGUUUUGUAGAAACAGACAUCACUAUUGCAUUCAAAUCAGUCACAAGCUCUAUACAUAUUGAGGGACUGAUGCUGAAAUCAGUUGGGGAACCGGAACCUUCCGAUGACCGAAACCUUUUUGCCAAAACCAUUUGGGGCAUCGGAAAUCCCUACAGCCUGACUAUGUCAAAAGCUAUCCCCCCCAGUUUGGAAGAGACGGUAAAGAUGAGCGAUUUAUACGAGCGCGUCACCUUAUUCUAUAUGAGAGAGCUCGCCCGGGACAUAGACAGGGAACCGCCAACCCAGAUGAAGUGGCACCACCAAGAGCUCCUACGAUACAUCAAUACCACUUUAGCCAAUGAUUACGAUGACUUAUAUGCCUCUUAUGAAACGGAAUGGCUGUUGGACAACCAAGAGAGCAUAGAUCGCCUUUGUAAUAGUCACACCGAUGACAUAGCUGUUGCCAUGUUGACAACUGUUGGCCAGAACCUACCGUCAGUUGUGAGAGGAGAGUCAGAAAUGAUGGAACACAUGCUGGAGAACAAUCUUCUCGGCAGACUCUACAGAGAGGACCACAGGUUCGCAACUUGCAAUGCGUACACUGCCGACAUAAUGCGCCAAGUGAGCCACAAGUUCCCCAGAGCCCAUAUUCUUGAGAUAGGUGCCGGAACUGGGGCAACGACAGUCGGCGUGUUCGACGCCAUUGGCGAUGCAUAUUCGUCGUACACAUGUACAGACAUUUCGGGUAGUUUCUUCAGCACUCUGGAGCAGAACAUUCCUGAAGGACAGUCUGGAAAAGUAAGUUUCAAAGUCUUCAAUGUCGAGAAACCUCCGGGCGUGCAAGGUUUUGAAGAAGGAGGCUACGACAUUGUCAUAGCUGCGAAUGUGCUUCAUGCGACGCGGAAUUUGUCCGAGACAAUCCGGAAUACGAGAGCUUUAUUACGACCUGGGGGAUAUCUGAUCGCUAUCGAAGUCACGGGCAACAUGCUCCGCGAGACAGGUCUCAUGGGGGCUUUAGAAGGAUGGUGGCUAGGUGUAGACGAAGGCAGAACAACCGGCCCCGGCAUCAGUCCUAAGAGAUGGGACGAUAUUCUUCGGCUUCAUGGCUUCUCUGGAGUUGACUUCAUCUCUUACGACCAUCCUGAUCUUUCUAAGCAUAGUUGUUCUGUGUUCAUGUCACAGGCAACUGACGAGCGGGUGGACAUCUUGCGUGAUCCGGUAUCUUCAAUGGAAGAUAUUCCGACAAGUCCUCUCUUCAUAAUAGGUGGCGUCUCACUAGCUGUUUCCCGGUUUGUGAUUCAGAUCAAGAGAUCACUUGCCCGUUGGUCGACCGACAUAAAAGUUUUCGACACCAUUGAACAGUUUGACUCGGCCAAUAUUCCACCAGGAGCAUUCGUGUUAUGCUUGGCAGAUCUCGACAAACCUUUUUUUGCGCAGAAAAUGACUAAUUCAAGACUUUCUAAACUGUAA
Messenger RNA from Pochonia chlamydosporia 170, 5064 nucleotides. Its product is annotated as acyl transferase domain-containing protein. Gene Ontology annotation, molecular function: 3-oxoacyl-[acyl-carrier-protein] synthase activity; fatty acid synthase activity. The coding region runs from base 1 to 5064 and encodes 1687 amino acids. Lineage: Eukaryota; Fungi; Ascomycota; Sordariomycetes; Hypocreales; Clavicipitaceae. Gene Ontology annotation, biological process: secondary metabolite biosynthetic process; fatty acid biosynthetic process. The record is from RefSeq and is a predicted model, not a curated record. The transcript has 2 exons.